CCAAAACACAAACAAACAAAAAACUCAAGAGUAGUGUAAUCUCAUUACCUUUUCCUCCCUUCACGUACGAAAAAUGAGCAUCAUCGUCAACAAAAGUUCAAUCUCCGAGUCGUUCAAAACCAACCCGAUCCCAACCACCCAAAUCCUCCCACUCGACCUCCGCAACCUCCUCAGCCUCCCCGACUCCCACACGUGGCCUACUUCCCCCGUCCAACCGCCACCGCCGUCCGCCACCAUCCCGGUGGUGGACCUCGGCCGGCCACCGCAUGCAGUCGCGUCGGCGGUGAGGAAGGCCAGCGAUGAAUGGGGAGUGUUCCAGGUCACCAACCACGGGAUUCCGGCCACCCUUCUCCGCGAGGCCGAGUUCCAGGCCAGGAGGCUGUUUGCGCUGCCGGCGGAGGAGAAGCUAGCCGUGGUCCGUUCGCCUGACGGGAUCGACGGGUACGGGCUCGCACGGAUUUCGAGGUUUUUUGCCAAGCAAAUGUGGUACGAAGGGUUUACGAUCAUGGGUUCGCCUGUAAGGCAUGCGAGGCAGCUCUGGCCGAAUGAUUACGCCAAUUUCUGCAACGUUAUGGAAGAGUACCAAGCCCAAAUGAAAGCCCUAUCAGAGAAGCUCCUCGGCCUAAUGUUCAAGUCAUUGGGCCUAGCCCAAGACGACAUCAAAUGGCUCCACUCCAAAACCAAUCACCACCCACCACAGGCCGUACUCCAACUCAACUCCUACCCGGCCUGCCCCGACCCGGCCCACGCGAUGGGCCUGGCCCCGCACACGGACUCAUCCCUCAUCACUCUCCUCCACCAGAGCAGCAACGCCACCGGCCUCCAAAUCUCCGGCGACGGCGGCAACCUCUGGAUCCCGGUGAACCCGAUCCCAGGCGCGCUCACCGUCAACGUCGGCGACCUGAUGCACAUCGCCACCAACGGGCGGUUCAAGACCGCCCUGCAUCGAGCGGUGGUGAACAUGACACGUCAUCGCGUCUCCAUGGCUUACUUCUACGGCACGCCACAGGAGGUGAAGAUAUCGCCACCAAUGAAGCUGGUCGACGUGGACCAUCCACUGCUCUACCAGCCUGUGACGUGGAAAGAGUACCUUGAUGCGAAAGGCAAGUAUUUCAACAGGGCAUUGGAGUUCAUCAAAUGUGAGGCACUCUUCAUUGCAGAUAGAUGCAGGCAGUUAUGAUUGAACAAAAAAUGGCUGCAAAUUUUCUUUGCAGUUUCUCAUUGAUAUCUAUCACUGAUGAUGUUGAUGUAUAUAGUAGUGUGAUGUACAUGAUGAGUAAUCCUACUUCGGGAGAAAGAUCAGAAGAUCCAAAAAAUUGGGAGUCUUUCUACAGGAUUACGUUAGAAUGGACAAAAAAUGGGGACGUACCAAGUCCCAGAAAGCUCCCUUCUACCACAAGAAAGGUGUUACACUAUU
Linum trigynum is the source of this 1417-nucleotide messenger RNA. The record is from the annotation of a GenBank genome assembly. NCBI's taxonomy places the organism in Eukaryota, Viridiplantae, Streptophyta, Magnoliopsida, Malpighiales, Linaceae.